Molecule: messenger RNA, 570 nt
Organism: Leptosia nina
Lineage: Eukaryota; Metazoa; Arthropoda; Insecta; Lepidoptera; Pieridae
Source: the annotation of a GenBank genome assembly
AUGAGCGGCGUUCAGCAAGCUGAAGAGGCGAUGCCCGGCGCAGGCGUAGGCGACGUGCAUGUAGUCGACGAGUUGGCAGGUCUCACGCCUGAACAAGCUGAGCAACUGAAAGCCGAGUGGAGCCGGGAACUGGCAAGAGUCGAGGAUGAAAUCGCCACGCUGCGCACUGUGCUGCAGAGUAAAAUCCGUCAGAGCUCCGAACUGAAACGAAAACUUGGCAUCACCGUUUGGAAGGAGAUCACCGAGGACGUCAAUCAAGGAUUGAAGAACGUCAAAGAAAGCCAAGUAUACCAAAAAACUGAAUCUGUGAUAAAAUCGACGGCGGAGAAGACGACUUCCAUAUUUGGAGGGCUCACCGCCGGCGUAACACAAAAGAUUGGACAAAUGAGAAACUCCGACUCUUUCCGCUCGAUAGAGGAACGCGUCGGAUUCGCCUAUGAAAACGUUAAGGGUAAAGUAUCGUCCAGAUCGAAUUCGACUCAAAGCUUCGACGAGGCCCUGCGCGACGCGAGCCGUAGCGCAAGUGGCGCCACCUCGCCGACCAUUCCCGAAAACAAACCUUUGCCUUAA